Ziziphus jujuba (common jujube) is the source of this 2704-nucleotide messenger RNA. RefSeq names its product LRR receptor-like serine/threonine-protein kinase IOS1. The transcript has 14 exons. Bases 1 to 2661 code for a protein of 886 amino acids. Gene Ontology annotation, biological process: protein phosphorylation. Gene Ontology annotation, molecular function: ATP binding; protein kinase activity; protein binding. The record is from RefSeq and is a predicted model, not a curated record. Lineage: Eukaryota; Viridiplantae; Streptophyta; Magnoliopsida; Rosales; Rhamnaceae.
AUGAAGAUUUUGAAACAUUUUGUGUAUGCAAUGUUGCCUCUUGUUUUUGUUCUUGUGCAUCUUGUUCACGCACAGGACCAGUCCGGCUUCAUUAGCUUAGACUGUGGGCUUCCAAAAGACUCCCGGUAUUCAGAGCCAACAACAAAGAUUGAUUAUAUUUCAGACGCACCUUUCAUUAGCAGUGGCAUAAGCAAGAGCAUAUUCCAAGCAUAUAAAGCAAACCAACCACGGCAUGUAGGAUUGGUAAGAAGCUUCCCUCAGGGAAGCCGCAACUGUUACAAACUAAAGGUUAGAAGAGCUGCCAAGUAUUUGAUCAGAGCCACUUUUCUGUAUGGCAAUUAUGACGGCCUAAAUAAGCUGCCCCAAUUUGAUCUGCACUUGGGACUUAAUAAAUGGGCUACCGUGAAUUUCAGCUCAGUAAAUUUAAUUACCAUGAGGGAAAUCAUACAUAUUACCUCGCAAAGCCAUCUGCAAAUCUGUCUUAUAAACAUAAACUCUGGGACACCUUUCAUUUCGGCAUUAGAGUUGAGGCCUCUUAAAAAUAAUACUUAUGUUACCUCAACUGGGUCACUGGCACUUGCCUAUCGCUACGAUAUUGGUUCAACCGCCAAUCAAUCAUACAGGUAUCCGUACGACCUAUUGGAUCGCCUCUGGACACCCUAUACGCAGAAAGACUGGACCACGGUAACAACCUCACAUACUGUAGAUGACAACAACGCUAGCGUAUAUGAUAGUUACCAGGUACCAUCUAUUGUGAUGAGUACCUCCGCGGCGCCAUUAAAGGCCAGGGGUGGUAGUGCUUCCUGGGAAUUCUAUUGGGAGCCCGCGGACCUAACAACCAAAUAUUAUGUGUACUGGCACUUUGCUGAACUCCAAAAGCUCCAAUCCAAUCAGUCCAGAGCAUUCCAAGUCACUCUGAAUGGGAAGUUGUGGUAUCCAAAAACUUUUUUCCCUACCUACUUAAAGUCACGGACCCUACACAGCAACUGGGCUUCGCCAGUAUCGAGUUAUAAUUUCUCACUUGUUCAGUUGGCAAACUCAACUCUCCCACCAAUCCUUAACGCCUUUGAGGUCUAUACUGUGAUAGAGCUCUUCUCCCAACCAGAAACAGACCAAAAUGAUGUCGAUGCCAUCAACAACAUAAAGUCAACUUAUCGAGUAAGUAGAAACUGGCAAGGAGAUCCAUGUUUACCAACAGAAUACUCGUGGGCAGGUGUAAAUUGCAACCACGAAUAUGUUGACAACCCUAGAAUCAUAUCCUUGAACUUGUCAUCAAGUGGAUUGACUGGUGAAAUAACUUCAUACAUAUCCAGUCUCGCCAUGUUAGAGUCAUUGGAUUUAUCAAACAAUACCUUAAUUGGAUCAGUUCCUGAAUCUCUAUAUCGAUUGCAGAAAUUGAGCGUCCUAAAUUUGAAAGGGAACAUGCUCACAGGUUCGGUUCCAGCUGAACUCAUUGAAAGGUCAAAGAACGGUUUUCUAUCAUUAAGCGUUGAAGAAAAUCAAGGUCUAUGCGCAUCGUUUUCAUGCAAAAAGAAGAAAAAUAUUCUCAUUCCUCUGGUAUCAUCAAUUGGUGCACUGCUUGUCCUGUUAAGUGCCGCAGCUAUCUUCGUGGCCCCAGCAUGGAAAAAGCAACAUGGUAUAGAUGCAAGAUCGACUGUCCAAAAUACUUCAUUGGAACCUAAACAGCGUCAAUUUACAUACUCUGAGGUCCUAAAAAUUACAAACAACUUUGAGAGAAUUCUUGGUAAAGGUGGAUUUGGAACAGUUUACCAUGGUCUCAUAAAGAGCACUGAUGUAGCUGUAAAGAUGCUUUCCUCUUCAUCGACUGAGGGGUAUCAUCAAUUUCAAGCAGAGGUUAAGCUUCUAAUGAGAGUUUAUCAUAGAAACUUGACAAGCCUUGUCGGAUACUGCCACGAAGGGACCAGGAUUGCUCUAAUCUAUGAGUACAUGGCCAAUGGAAAUCUACAGUCAUAUCUUUCUGCAGAGAAUACUAACGAAAAUGUGUUGAGUUGGCAGGGAAGAAUUCAAAUAGCAUUGGACGCAGCACAAGGAUUGGAGUAUCUACACAACGGCUGUGAGCCGCCUAUAGUCCACAGAGAUGUGAAGACCUCAAAUAUAUUAUUAGCUCGAAAUUUUCAAGCCAAGCUAGCUGAUUUUGGGCUAUCCAAAAUUUUCCCAACUGACAGUGACACUCAUGUUUCUACAAAAGUCGCUGGUACUCCUGGUUACCUAGACCCGGAGUAUUACAAAACAAACAGGCUAAAUGAGAAAAGCGAUGUUUACAGUUUUGGAGUAGUUUUAUUAGAGAUAAUCACAAGCCGACCUGCCAUAAGUAGAAGCCAGGAGAGGGCUCAUAUAAGCCAAUGGGUGAGUUAUGUGGUUGCUGAUGGGGAUAUUAGAAGUGUGAUUGAUCCAAGGUUAGAGGGAGACUUCGAAGUUAAUUCAGUGUGGAAAGCUGUUGAAAUAGCAAUGGCUUGCGUAUCUCCAACAUCCUUUCAAAGGCCAAGUAUGAACCAGGUGGUGGCUGAACUAAAAGAUUGUUUAGCAAUAGAGGAAGCUCGAAAAAACCACAUCCCUCUAAUUCAUGCGGCAGAAGCUGAUUCCGGUGAAAAGUUCUACGUAGCUUCGUCUACUGGAUCGAUCAAUCCCUUACCAAGAUAACACAGUUUAUUUAUUAUGAAAAUGUUGAUAGUAAAGUCUUUAU